AUGUCGCUCCCUAUCACCCUUGAAUCAUCUAGCGUCAAGUCUGUGUUGGACGAUCAGACUCUAGAGGGAGAUGAGUAUAACCCUAAUUCUCAAACUCGGCCACACUCCAAUGGCUCCGGGAAGAAACAAGAGAAACCACCGAAGGAUCCACGGAAGGUCCAGGAAGCACGCUCUGGCCUCGGUCAAUCUACCGAAAAUACACACGCCAAGGAUGGGCGAGAAAUACUGCCCGAGGAUGUUGAGCGCGCAGUCCCCAAUGUUGUUCAUGGAAAUAGGGAUACUGGUGGUUUGCACCGCAACCAUUAA
Molecule: messenger RNA, 306 nt
Organism: Clonostachys solani
Lineage: Eukaryota; Fungi; Ascomycota; Sordariomycetes; Hypocreales; Bionectriaceae
Source: the annotation of a GenBank genome assembly